Messenger RNA from Archocentrus centrarchus (flier cichlid), 2164 nucleotides. RefSeq names its product lysosomal protective protein. Gene Ontology annotation, biological process: proteolysis. The transcript is spliced from 11 exons. The record is from RefSeq and is a predicted model, not a curated record. Gene Ontology annotation, molecular function: serine-type carboxypeptidase activity. NCBI's taxonomy places the organism in Eukaryota, Metazoa, Chordata, Actinopteri, Cichliformes, Cichlidae. The coding region runs from base 106 to 1497 and encodes 463 amino acids.
UGGGUUUCAUCAGGAGCUUCAUUUGAGGAAGUUUGAGUGAGGGCUUCGUCUUCCGUUUUUCUCCGACGAGAGUUGCUGUUUUUGAACGUGACCGAGCCUUCAGCCAUGCUCGGUGGGGGUCUACUGCUGUUUUUGCUGGCCGUGUUUCCGCUCGGCUCGCGGGCUCAGUACGCGCCGGACGAAGUGAAGCAUCUGCCCGGUAUGACGUUCAAACCGAGCUACCGACAGUGGUCAGGAUACCUGCAGGCGCGGCCGGGCAAGUUUCUGCAUUACUGGUUUGUAACUUCUCAGAGGGACCCAGUCAAAGACCCUCUGGUGCUCUGGCUGAAUGGCGGCCCCGGCUGCAGCUCGCUGGAUGGAUUUCUCUCAGAGAAUGGACCAUUUCAUGUAAAUGAUGAUGGGGCUACGCUGUACGAGAAUGAAUUCAGCUGGAACAAGAUUGCCAAUGUGUUGUAUCUCGAGUCGCCUGCAGGUGUGGGAUACUCCUACUCUGAUGAUGAGAAAUAUGCAACUGAUGAUGACCAGGUUGCUCAAGAUAAUUACAAAGCCCUGCAGAAUUUCUUCUACAAGUUCCCAAACUUCACUCAGAAUGAGUUCUUUAUCUUUGGGGAGAGUUACGGUGGAAUUUAUGCACCAACACUCAGCCUGCUUGUGGCCACAGGAAAAGCCAAAAUCAACUUCAAGGGCUUUGCAGUGGGGAAUGGCCUCAGCAGCUUUAGUUACAAUGACCAGUCUUUGAUCUACUUUGGUUACUACCAUGGCCUCUUUGGAGAAGAUUUGUGGCGUGACCUGAACAUAAAUUGCUGUAAGGAUGGAACCUGCAACUUUUACAAUUCCAGUUCUGAGACAUGCACGACUCUGGUUAAUGUGGCCUUUGGUCUCGUGUAUAAUAGUGGACUUAAUGAGUAUGCCCUUUACUUGGAUUGUGAGGGUCAGAGAAGAUCCAGCAGAGUCUAUGAGAGGACCAUGAGUCUUCUGUUUAGGAACUACAGGAAUCACCCACAUACACACAAGUUUUCAGCACCAGUGAGUUCCUCCACUACUCUGGGUGAAGUCCCUCCCUGCAUCAACAGCACAGCUCAGAUGAACUGGCUGAACAGAGGUGACGUGAGGAAAGCUUUGCACAUUCCAGCUACGCUGCCUCCUUGGGAUAUCUGCAGUGAUACAGUUGGAGGACUCUACACAACGCUGUAUUCAACAAUGAAAAACGUGUACCUGAAGCUGCUCUCUCUGGGCCUCCGUGCACUCGUCUACAACGGAGACACAGACAUGGCCUGCAACUUUCUGGGAGACCAGUGGUUUGUGGAGGAUCUCGGCUUGGAGCCAACCACCAAAUACCAAACCUGGAUUCAUGAGGACCAGAUUGCUGGCUUUUAUCAGAUGUUUGGAAACGUCACUUUUCUGACUGUUAAGGGUGCAGGUCACAUGGUUCCUCAGUGGGCUCCAGGUCCAGCUCUCCACAUGUUCCAGUCUUUCGUAACAAAUUCAAAUUACUGAGUUGGAGAAUGUACUCUUUUUUGUUGUUGUUGUUUUUCUCAGGAAAUCUACUUUUGAGGUGGAAAAAUUAUGCUUAGUAUUGGUGGUUCAGUUUGGGUUUUUUUUUUUUUUUUUCUCCUCUGGACACAUCGCCUUAUGUAGUGGAACCAGCCAGCUGGACUUUUGCAGGCCUAAAGAUUAAAUUGGACAAACUGGAAAUGAGUACCCAUAGUUAUUGCGUGGUUAUAAAUCACUGUGUUGCUGUCAGUCUUAGCUUUUAUGGGUUAAAUUUGUUCAUUUAGAUUGAGGUUAACAGGCUGAUUGGGUUACAGACCUUCUGUUUGGCUCCAAAACUACUUGCUUGUCAUAUUCCUACCACUUUGUCCUGGAAUUGGGGAGCUACUUAUGUGUAGAAGAACUGUAUGCAUCCUGUGGUUUCUGCAGAGCUUCUUAUUGUUCCACUAAAAUAAGUGAAUUCAGAACUGAAAUGACUUCAGGUAUUUGAUUCUGCACUUUACAUUAUCUUGUGAAGGUAUGGUCUGUGGCACUGAUGUAAUUUUUUUUUUUUUUUCCUUUUUUCAUGGUUGAUAUAUUGAAUGAAUUAAAAAUGAAUGAGCUCACUGAUGAUGCUUAAACUCUGUAAAAACAGUAAUGCCAUCCUUUUUUAUUAAAUGUUUUGUUCAACUCA